This is a messenger RNA of Eimeria acervulina, 978 nucleotides long. RefSeq names its product 4-alpha-glucanotransferase, putative. The record is from RefSeq and is a predicted model, not a curated record. Gene Ontology annotation, molecular function: 4-alpha-glucanotransferase activity. The transcript has a single exon. NCBI's taxonomy places the organism in Eukaryota, Apicomplexa, Conoidasida, Eucoccidiorida, Eimeriidae. Gene Ontology annotation, biological process: carbohydrate metabolic process. Bases 1 to 978 code for a protein of 325 amino acids.
AUGGAUUUUAUGUACGAAGGGCGUGAUGCAGGGGUCUUACUUCACUUUACUUCAUUGCCUAGCAAGUGUGGAAUUGUUGGGGAUUUCGGGGAAAGUGCUGAACCGUUUCUAGCAUACCUUAAGGAUGCCGGGUUCUCCUAUUGGCAAGUGCUCCCCGUCGGGCCUUGCACUUAUUCUCAGUCUCAGCCCGGUUGUCCAUAUUUGAGCACCAGUUCUUUCGCACUGAACCCUUUGCUGGUCUGUCCUGCUGGUUUAAUAUCUCUCGGGCUUGUCACCGUCGAAGAAGUAACUCAGCUAGUGGCCAAAUGGCAGGCAAAGCAACAGGAGAGGAGACCCUUUAACACAGAAUGCUCCUAUCAGGAUACGAAUGAACCUGGAGACUUUGUUGACUACCAUGUAGCCAAGGGCUACAAGGAUGAAUUGCUAGCCCUUGCGUACAAUGCAUUUACUAGGAAGACUCCGACAGAAGAAUAUGAUGAAUUUUGCAGGACCAACAAAUUUUGGCUAGACGGGUAUGUGCUAUUUGAAGCCAUACAGGCACGGCAUCCCCAUGCCUCCUCGUGGCUUGAGUGGCCCGAGGAAUAUCGGUCAUAUAGAAGUCUUGUAAAGAAUGAAUCAUUGCUGCAGAACCUUGAGCUGCUUCCCGGAGGGGAGAGCGUCACUGAAAAGAAAGUUGCGGGACCGAUUGAGCAGCUGCAACCACAAUUCCACCGGUUUGUGCAGUUUAUACUUUCACAACAGUGGAGCCAGCUGCGUCUUCAGGCCAACACAAAUGGCAUCAAAAUCCUGGGUGACAUAGCAUUUUACGUCAAUAUGCACUCUAGUGAUGCCUGGAGCAACUCCGAGAUGUUUCAGAUGGACAUUACUACCAAUAAGCCGCUCUACGUUUCUGGUGAGGAGGCCUGUAUAUCGCUAACACAUGGGCAGACCGUUAAUAACAGUACGAGUGAUGCACGAGUAGAGCUACAGCAUUACUAG